CUAAAUUGUUUUCACACAAUUUCUUAUAAGACUUUCAAGUAGAAAUUCUCUUAUAAUAAUGAAAAUAUGCAGUAAAUACUAAAGUUUCAUCAAUCAUAUAAAGUUUCUACAUAUUUCGUAUCACUAGCAUGAAGUGCUUCAUUCAAAGCUGUGUAAAUACUGAUAAAAUCAACAAAAUAAAUGAAAGCACUGCUUCUAAUCCAAAUAGGAUUACCUUUCAUUCCUUCCCAAAAGAUCCGAAGCAGCGUGCAGCCUGGCUUGAAUCCCUAUCAAUACCAAGUUUCAUGGUGACUCCGAAACAUGUGAUAUGUUCGGAGCACUUUAACGAGGAUGACUUUUACAUAACCAAACAUGGUACCAGAAGGAUCAAGUAUGGUGUUGUCCCUGAAAUAAAUUAUGAUCUACAGCAGCCUGCGAAUAGGGUGUGCAAGCUGUGUCUCAGGAUAGAUGCGAAGAUGUUUGAUCUCAACGAAGAGACUUUAAAUAAGAUGUAUCUAUAUGUUAUAGGAAUUGAGCCGAGGACAGACUCCAAGGAUAGGUUUCCGAUGAACAUAUGUUGGGAAUGUAAGGCGCGGCUGCAUGCAGCGGCCGCGUUUAAAUGUAAAGCGCUGACCAGUGAUCAAUUGAUGCAGGAACAUUUGGAAUCUCAUGAAGAGUUAAACAUAACUGAAAUAUCGAAUCUCCAUCAAGAACAUAAUUUAAAAUCAAGUUUAGUUAUAGAACAAAUAGACACUUUAACCUAUGAAACAGAAACACAUAAAAACACAGAAUCAGAUACAUUAGUUAAAACUGAAACUAUAGGAUUUACUUUUGAAGAAGAAUUAGAUGAGAAUUCACAAAUAAAUGAAAUAGUAAUAAAAAAUGAAAAUAAAGUUUCUGAAGAUGAAACGAAAACUGAAAUAGAAAUAAUACCUAAUAAUAGUCAAGAUAGCUUUCAAUGUGACGCUCCUAAAGUGAAUUGGGAUAAUAUUCUACUAGUAAAGACACCUACAGUUGCCGAUAACCAAUUCAAUAUAACAGUGUUUGAUAAUGAUUCCAAAAUGGCGGAUAUGAAUGACACGAACGAUGAUUGCUUUGAUACGAAUACGGACGAUGGUGCUGAGAAAAUUGUGGAUAAAAAUACAGUGAAGAGAAAGACUAGAAAAAUGGAUACAUCGAAGAAUCGAUGGAUUGAACCACAGAAAAAGCCAUACGUAAAACCGACUAUUCCAAUAGAUGAAACCGUGUUCACUGUAAAAUCUCUAUCACAAGAGCGGCUUAUAGAAGAAGUAAUGGCUCGCAAGAAUAGUGCGAGAUAUUUAAGGGCCCCCUAUAAAUGUACCGUCUGUUAUAAAGGGUUCCCUAGUGAAGAUAAAUUGGAGAGACAUAGUAUGAAACAUAGUGAGAAAGCGGGUCCUUUAAAAUGCGUCAUUUGUAAGGUCCGUAUGAAGCUGGGUAGGCAGAUGAGGGCACAUAUGAAGAAACAACAUACUUCGGAGUUUAUAUGUAAACUCUGCCCACUAGUCACGAGAAAUAGGCACGUAGCGCUCGGGCAUAUGAAGUUCCACGCCGGCAGCAAGUACAUGUGUCCUCAAUGUGGCGUGCAAUUCGAAAAACAAACAACACUGUUAAACCACCUCCGCCUCAAACACAUGUCAGAUUGUGUGUGCGAACUGUGCGGGUAUACGUUCGUCGGAGACAACGGAGUGCGCGCCCAUAAGCGGCUGAGGCAUAAAUUCGAUGACAAAAAUCAGCCACUGAAAGGACCGCACUGCGAAGUCUGUGAUAUCAAGUUCUUGAACAGGAAGGCUUAUAGUAAACAUCUGCGACUCUCCUCUAAGCAUUUAAAGAGUGAAGAUGACCCCAACCGCCUCAGCAAUGACCCGUCAAUAAAAACGCGUCGACUCGACAAAUCCACCGUCCCUGUACGCCGCACCAGGAUACACAGGCGUGAAGAUAUCGACAUGCCGCUUAUUAAUGGAACUGUUACUUGUGAACAAUGCGGCGUAGAGUGCGGUGGAGUCCGAGCAUACUCGCGUCACUUCCGGCGCGCACACCCGGGCCUACUGCCCGCGCAGUGCAACACACAGGUCACUCCUUACAUGUGCGAGCAUUGCGGGAAAAUGUUUAUGAACACAACAACUCUAGAAGGCCACAUGUGGGUCCACACUGGUCAGAAGAGGUUCCAGUGCGACCACUGUCACAAGACGUUCAGUAUGAAGUCCAACCUCGCGGGACAUAUGAAGCAACACGAGCCGGUGCGCGCGUCCUUCGCGUGCCAGCUCUGUGGGAAACUGUUUGCGUUCAAUCAUAAUCUGACGAGGCAUUUGCGUGUACACACAGGAGAAAGGCCAUUCAAAUGUGACGCGUGUGAGAAAACGUUUAGGACUAGCGGAGAACUGAAGGCCCAUGUGGACCAUGUACAUUUGAAGAUACCUAGACCGAAACGCAAUAGGCGGAAAGCUAGGAAAUGUGAUAUACCUACUUUAGAAUACUAAGAGGUGAUUAAGUUUUAUCUGAGGUAUAAGUUUUUAAACUGACAUGGUCACUAACACUAGUAUUAGAACUCGAAACGGAUGUUCAUCCGUGAUUAUGCCGCUUACAACAGUGCCGAAAUAUCGGAAACUCAUAGACAUAGAAAAACAUGGUAAAUAUCCCGUUUCGAGUUUUAAUCUGAUGUCUUGGUACGAGUAUGCUUUACAUUUAAAAUUCGGCGUUCUUAUUGGUUGGCCCAUUCGAGAGCGCCGAACGCGCUCUCGUUUCGAUUACGAUAAACGUAAAGCAAACUCAUACUAGGGGUACUGAUUGGCCGAUUUGAAAGGACGAGAGCGCGUUCAACGCUCUUAUUGGCCGGCUUGAUUGGACCAACCAAUCAGAGCGCAGAUUAUUAGAGUACAGUAUUAUCCGGUAAACUAGCUGAAUGUCUAGUGCAGACUACCUAGCGGGUUUACCGGGGCUCCGGUUCGAAAAGCAGGAGUAGGAACGAGUAGGUUUCUUUUAGGUCGUGGCCAACCGGGGACCUACUCUAAUUCAACGAACGAACGAACGAAAAACUUCGCAGAUUCUAUUUAUUGCGAACUUUUGUUUUAUUUUUGAAUUCAUAUCAAAACCUAUUUAUUUGUAUAUGAAGAUUCAUUUCAUUCGUUCAUUUUUGUUCAUGAAAGUUCGCAAUAAAUAGAAUUGUAGUAUGCAAUCUGCGAAGUUUUUUCCUUCGUUCGUUGAAUUGGAGUAGGGCUCUGAACUACAGAUCUGAAAAGCUAGAGACAAACUAUUGGACGCGACUUAUAUAGAUAUGAAUCGUAUGUAGAGCGCUAAAUUCACGUCCACGUUAAAAUUUUAAAUGUGGGAGAGCCAUAUUUUGGCACUGCUGGGCCGGCUCGACCGGAGUGAUACCACGGUCGAGCAGUAAACCGACGUGAAACAACGCUUGCGUUGCGUGAGUGAGGUUACCGGAGAUCCAAUUACCCCCUUCCCAAUCCCCGAUUUCUCAACAACCCUUAAAUUCCUAACCCCCAAAUGCCGGUAACGCACUUGUAACACCUCUGGUGUUUCAAGUAUCCAUGGCCGGCCGCGAUUGCUUACCAUCAGGCGAUACGUCAGCUCGUUUACCGGCUUACUCUGUGCAAUCAUUAUCAAGGUACCUUUUAAGUCUCAUCCAAUUGUUUGUUUCUAGUUUAAAUUGUACCUAAAUGUUGCUAUAUUUUGUAUUUUAUUAAAUCUCACAUGCUGUAAAUACUACAGUUAAAAAUAUUAUACUUACAUAAACCUAAGCUAAUUUUGUAUCUCCUAGUAUUUAAGAUUAUACAUAAGAUUGGUAUGUUAAUAUAAUUUAUAAUAAAAACUUUAAUAAUUUACAAGAA
This is a messenger RNA of Spodoptera frugiperda (fall armyworm), 3839 nucleotides long. RefSeq names its product zinc finger protein 62 homolog. The record is from RefSeq and is a predicted model, not a curated record. The transcript is spliced from 15 exons. Bases 129 to 2477 code for a protein of 782 amino acids. Gene Ontology annotation, cellular component: nucleus. Gene Ontology annotation, molecular function: RNA polymerase II transcription regulatory region sequence-specific DNA binding; zinc ion binding; DNA-binding transcription factor activity, RNA polymerase II-specific. Gene Ontology annotation, biological process: regulation of transcription by RNA polymerase II. NCBI's taxonomy places the organism in Eukaryota, Metazoa, Arthropoda, Insecta, Lepidoptera, Noctuidae.